UCUGUGCCUCCUCCAAAGCGAACAGGGUGGAUUGGAAGAGGAAAGUGUCACAUGGAAAAGGCCACCAUAGAUCUGAAGGGCGAUAGCAAGGAUCUGAGCGGUCGCGUUCAUCAACUCCCCUACUGUGUCAAGCAUGACAGUCCCGCUCUAUUUUCCACUAUUUCAAACCCAAACACAAAGGUUUUGGGGGAAGAUGAGGGUUUACUAUUACAAGAGGCUCAUUUUAGAGGUAGGUUACUCCAAGGAACAACACUUCCUCUUCCGCACGAUUACUCUGGUUUUGUCUUGAGUAAGAGGUCACCUCCCACCUCCGACGAAAACUCAUUCAAAAUUUUAAAGUAA
Molecule: messenger RNA, 342 nt
Organism: Glycine soja
Lineage: Eukaryota; Viridiplantae; Streptophyta; Magnoliopsida; Fabales; Fabaceae
Exons: 2
Coding region: 52-342 (96 amino acids)
Biological process (GO): RNA catabolic process
Cellular component (GO): ribonuclease H2 complex
Source: RefSeq, a predicted model, not a curated record